AUGGUUAAACAAAGAGAUCAAUUAUGGAAGUAUGUGGAAGAUUUAAAAGGGCGUUUCAAAUUUAAAUUUUGUAACAAGGAGUAUGCAGGUGGUAUUUCAAGAGUGAAAUAUCAUUUAGCUUGCUUGAAGGAAAAUGAUGUUGGGAUAUGUAGCAAUGUGCCUGAUGAUGUCCAUGCUGAGGCACUCCGUGCAUUAAGUAAUAAGAAAGUUAAGACUGGGGAAAGUUCCACUGCAUGUAAUGUUGGAACUUCACAAAGCCCCCUAGAUAGUAGAGAACAUAUAGGAUGCAUUAUUAUGUCUGACAUAUGGACUGAUAUGAAAGAGCGUUCCUUCAUUAAUGUUAUUGCAUAUUCACCCAAGGGGGUUGUUUUUCUAAACUCUUUUGAGUGCUUUGAUUCUUCUAAGACUGGACUAUUUCUUAGAGAUAUACUUGAGCUUAUAAUAGAGGACAUUGGAAUAGAGAAAGUUGUUCAACUUAUCUCAGAUAACGCUUCCAACUAUGGGGUUGCAAUCUCUUUGAUUAUGGAGAAAUAUCCUCACAUUCAUAGGGUAAGAUGUGCAGCACAUGGAGUGCAAUUACUAUUGAAGGACAUUGAUGCACAAAUUUCAUGGGCAAAAGAAGUAUUUGACAAGGCAAAGUUGGUUAUUGGUUUUAUGUACAAGCAUGGGACUGUUUUAGCCUUAAUGAGGGAAUGCACAGGAGGCAAAGAAUUGAAAAAACCUUGCAAGACCAGAUUUGCUUCUAAUUUUUUUAUGCUUAAAUCUAUUCUUGAUGUUGAGGAUUUGUUGAGAGUUAUGGUUGCAUCAAUAGAAUGGAGGAUCAACAGGCACUGCAGGUCUGAUUUGGGUGCAAUGGUAACUCAAAUAAUUCAGAGUACAGAGUUUUGGUUGAAUGCAAAAGAUGUAUUGUCCAUUUUAGAACCUCUUAUCAUAGUCUUUCGCCUAGUUGAUGGUGAUGGAGCUACAAGUCCAUUUUUGUAUGAGGCUAUGGAAAGGGCAAGGACUACCAUCAUAGAUCGUUGCAACAGAGAUUCAUCGAAGUACAAGAGGCUAUUGCAAUUGUUUGACAGUAGAAAAGAGGCAAACAUAAUUCAUCCUGUGCACGUGAUGGCAGUUUUUUUGAAUCAUUUCUUUAUGUAUGAUGGAAAAAUUUAUACUACCAAAAUGAUGUGCAACAAGCAGUAUUCGAUAUCAUAA
Messenger RNA from Telopea speciosissima, 1197 nucleotides. RefSeq lists its product as uncharacterized. Bases 1 to 1197 code for a protein of 398 amino acids. NCBI's taxonomy places the organism in Eukaryota, Viridiplantae, Streptophyta, Magnoliopsida, Proteales, Proteaceae. The transcript has 2 exons. The record is from RefSeq and is a predicted model, not a curated record.